GUGGUACAUCGUUUGCCCGUGGAAACGUUCAUGGAAAGUGACCGGAAUACAAGCCGAUUUGCGUCCGGCGCCUUGAGGACAGCACCAUUGGGCAGAACGCGUCUCGAGCUCGGCAGCUUCGUUCUCUUAUUUGUGUUGUACAUCGUUCAUCCCUCCCUCGCGUUUCUCCCGUCUUAAUCAGUCUCCGCGUCGCCAAGAAAUCCUGGAGAGCGCGAGUCGACGGCAAGACGUAUCCCAUCUGGUCUGAUCGUCCGUCGGUAGCUUCGUCACACGCAGGCAGCAGCAGCGACAGGUUAGCGCAACAAUACCAGUAGGCAACAGGAUGAACCAGGGCGCUGCGGCGCCGCCAGCAGCGUCAAAAACCAGCGCUACUGCAGCUCCCGACCCAACGGACGUGAAUGUGGCUGCAGCCGCAGCCAACGCGCCGGACUGGAGCGACUCAGCUGACAACUCCAAUUCGCAAGAAGACGAGUUCAUCCCGCCACCACAGGGUCCGUCACUCUCGUACGAGCGCAAGAUUCGCCUGCACAAAUAUGCAGAGAACCGCGCUCGCUCGUGCCUUGGCCUGUUGUCCGACACGAGCAGUGCGCUCUGGAAGGUGCACGACUGUAAGAAUGACAUUGGGGUAUACAAGCCCAGCUCCGAUUGGUCCGAGUCGGUCUCAGCCAAGGCUGUCGUGUUUGCCAACGCAGCCUUCCCCAAUGUAUUAAAGACCAUCUACGACCUCAAGACGUCCGACAAGUUCAAGCUGUUCAUGCGCAAAGUGCUGGGCGACAUGUUCCUGGAUGCAGAGGUGCUCGAAGAUCUCAACGGCACUGGAGUCUACCCUAGUGCCAAUCCACCGCGAGACGCCCGUGAGAUGUACAAGCAGGCCGCUAUUAAGUGGUGGGCCAUCAAGUCCGGCUCACUAGCUAGCAAAUCGUCCGACUUCUACGUGUUGGAGGUAAGGUGGUUGCUGUCCAGCUCUGUAGACGACGUGGCGCGGCUGCGACUGCUGCUCUUCUUCUAUAUUUCAGCCAUUACUGGUUUUGCUGGCCACAUGGCCGUCCUAACGUGAUCCACUGACGAUAUGUACAUUGUGUGUGGUUGGUUUGACAGUACAUUGGCAUCGAGACGUCUGGUGGCGAUAUCGUGGCAUGUUAUCUCUUCCAGGAAUCACUGGCGGAGGUAGGCGGCAUGCCGCACAUCCAGGGGAACAACCUGGAGCGCUCUCAAUUUGAUGCACUCAUCUGCAAGUUUGAGCGGACAUCCUCGCCAGAUUACAAAGAUGACUUUGUCACGAUUUCCAUCGCGUUCCAGCGACCUCCACCGAUGGUGAGCUUGUUUCGUAGCAACCCUGCUGUUGAGAUGGUCACGCAGCUUGCACGUGGUCUACGUGACUUACUGGAGGACCCUCCUGAACUCCAAGAAAUAUCCGUCGUAAAGACUUCCGCUUGGGUGAAAGACAAAGAACGCCGCUUCUGUGUGCUUUGCAAUAAGCGCUUUUCGCCGAUCUUCCGUCGACGCCACCACUGCCGUACAUGCGGUGAAGUGAUCUGCUGGGCGUGUAGCAGUACUAUCCGGGUGCCUUCGAUUAGCUUCACGCACAAUGACACAGGCAAGCAGGUACUAUCGCGCCAUCAGCCGAGUAUCCGCGUGUGCAGUAAGUGUGUGGUGUCCCAUCACCGAUCGAAGAGCGGCAGGGAGCUGAAUAACCAAGAGGAUUUCAAGGAUUGGAUUCAACGGAGUACAGAACAGCAGCAACUCGCUGCAGGUGCCGAGUCUGGAGCGACUCAGCAGCUUCGUUUGCCCAGUCCUUCACACUCGCAAGACCUGUCAGGAGCGCUGGAAAACCCUCGAGAUGAAUCGGAGCAAGUUCCUGUUGCGAAAGAGGAACGAAUGCCUCGUAAGUAUCGUCGAAUCAGCUUGGAUAAUGACGAGGAGGAGAAGGAGGAUGGAGACAACCGUUCUCACCAAUAUCGUGAACUUCCAGAAUCUCUUGACGAUCGACAGCGCCGCGAUUCGAACCUACGGACGUCUCGGAAAAUCUCUGCUGGGAAGCAACGGCAGAACAAUAUGCAGUUGCCACAGCGUCAUAGCUACGGUGAACAGGCAGCUCGUAGCUCCAAACAUAUGCGUCGGGUACGUCGAUCGCACUCAGAAGUCAGUAUCGAGCGCGCAACAGGUCAUGGUCGAGAUAAUCCUCUGAAUGUGGCUAAGCCAGCUCCCAAGAAAAACCCUGAUAGAGGGCGUUCAUCCAGUGCUGGUCGUCGCGGUCCAGUGCCAAACCCUGUGAAGCAAUCAGCUCCACCAAGUCGUGAUAAUCAGGAAGACACAGAGCGACGAUCCAACUCGAUGGAGAGACUUCCCGUGCAAAACAGUAGUAGCUACGUCCAUGCGGCUUCAGCGUGGGCAACAAACAAGACAGAAGCCCUCGCAAUGACUGGCGCCUUUCAAGAAUUGAUGACAAAGCUCGGUGGUGAUGUCCAUUUCGUAGUUGUUGGCUUCUCUACCGGCUUUAGCGCCGAAGUGAUCGUGAACCUUUUGCGUCAGUUAGCACCUGGAGUACCCUACAUUGGCGGCACGAUCGCUCGUGGGAUGUGUGACGAAAAUGCUUGGGUGUCCGUAAACCGGCAUAACGACGAAGGCCUCGUCACCUUAUGGGGUGUAAAUGAUCCUCAUGGAAUCUACUCCAUAGUCCACGCGGAAUAUUCACAGAGCGAUGCCCAUGAGAAGACGUAUGCUGCAGCUAAGACUGCGUUUGCGCGUGUGGCAGGAGACGUUGAUGCCGGUGAAAAGCCAGCGUUCAUUGCAGCGUACGCGUGCCCUCUCUUUGUCGAGCACGCUAUCGACGGUAUACGUGAGGCGAUUCACUGCCCAAUUAUCGGAGGUUGCUCUUCAGAUGCCACAAGACACGGUGAGGGCGAAAUUUCGGUGUCUUGGAUCCAGAUCAGCAGUAGCAGCAGUUCAGAUUACACGAAAAGUGUUCGAGAUGGUCGAGGCGACUGGACUGAAAUGGGCAUCGCUUUUGCGCUCUGCUUCCCAAGUGUGGAGACGUAUGUGAGCUGGUUUAGUGGCUACAGUCCGGUUGGAGUUAACAGCGAGUACUGCAUGGGCACGGUCACGAAGGCGUCGAACAAGACGAUCUACGAAAUUGACUGCAAGCCUGCGGCCGAAGUUUAUCAAGAGUGGCUCGAUGUAGCAUCAGACAAGAGUCAAACUGAACUCUCUUCAAUCGGGUUUCCUCGACUGGGCAGUCUGCAUCCGUUGGGUACCACCAUCGACUUCGUCUCGAAUCAAAUGGAAAUCGACCGUAGCAUUGAUGCGAACUCUUCUUCAUCACUGUGCUCAAUGCAAUCGAGUGACUGGUCCAAGCUCAUCAACAUGACAGCGGUGAUUACUGGUAUCAACGAGGACGGUUCACUCAGCACGACGAGUUCAGUCGCGUCCGGUACCAACGUUGUGCUCAUGGAAACAUCUGCGCAGUCAUUGAAAACUGCCAUCAAUAAGAUGGGAGCGCAAGCUGUAGAAAGCAACAAAUUUUACAUUCACGAGACGAUUGGUUGUCUGAUGUUCCUGUCGGCCGGAGUGCAAGCUCUGCUGGGCCACAAGAGUAUGGCCGAGAUGGUUGGUGCUUACAAGGACUGGUCGGGUGGAGCUUCCUUGAUGGGCAUGACGACGUUCGGUGAGAUCGGUCAUCUGCCCAAUUCAAACGAUUUCCCUCACUACGAUUCGCUCAUGUUCGGCGCCAUCAUCUUCUCCAAGCGCAAGCGGAAAGAAUACCUCUACUUCUGAAAAAGGAUAGUGUCCACUUUUGUCUUCCAAAUGUCCACAUCAUUUUCCUGGUCUAUUUUCAUUUCCCUCC
Phytophthora nicotianae INRA-310 is the source of this 3844-nucleotide messenger RNA. RefSeq lists its product as hypothetical. Gene Ontology annotation, molecular function: metal ion binding. The transcript has 5 exons. The record is from RefSeq and is a predicted model, not a curated record. NCBI's taxonomy places the organism in Eukaryota, Oomycota, Peronosporomycetes, Peronosporales, Peronosporaceae. Bases 1177 to 3774 code for a protein of 865 amino acids.